Molecule: messenger RNA, 2838 nt
Organism: Rana temporaria (common frog)
Lineage: Eukaryota; Metazoa; Chordata; Amphibia; Anura; Ranidae
Gene: IHH
Product: Indian hedgehog signaling molecule
Exons: 3
Coding region: 364-1596 (410 amino acids)
Biological process (GO): protein autoprocessing; intein-mediated protein splicing; cell fate specification
Molecular function (GO): patched binding; calcium ion binding
Source: RefSeq, a predicted model, not a curated record
GAGCCGCCCGGGGUGGCAGCCCCUUGUCGUGUCAUAAAGUGGGCGUGAAGUGAGUGUGAGCUCCGCAGUCCCGGUAUAAAGCACCCCCCCUCCUCCCCUUCUGCCAUCCAUGUGCCAAAACAAACCGCCUUUCCUAUUUAUUGGGCGGCCAGCGCCGGGAGCGGACACACUCAGCAACACGGGACAGGCGGCGGAGCGCUGCACCGAGCAUCCCGGGAGAGGAGAGCCGGUGACAGAGCCGUGGAGUGCCGGGACAAGUGACUGGACGGGACGCACACCUGUGAUCGCACAGACGGAGGGUCCCCCCCGGUGCCGGCGGAUGGAGCUCCCGUGAUCCGCAGCCCCAGGGAGCCCGGACGCCCCAUGCAGCUGCCCUCGAUCGUGCUGCUGCUCUGCGGCGCUUUGCUGCUCCUCAGCCCGGCGGUGCGAGGCUGCGGGCCGGGCAGGGUGGUGGGCAGGAGGCGAAAACUGACCAAGCUCACCCCGCUCUCCUUAAAGCAGUUCAGCCCCAAUGUGCCCGAGAAGACCCUGGGUGCCAGCGGGAGGUACGAGGGCAAGAUCGCCCGCAACUCGGAGCGCUUCAAGGAACUCACCCCAAACUACAACUCGGACAUUAUCUUCAAGGACGAGGAGAACACCGGGGCGGACCGGCUCAUGACACAGCGCUGCAAAGACCGCCUGAACUCCUUGGCCAUUUCUGUCAUGAACCAGUGGCCGGGCAUCAAGCUGCGGGUGACCGAGGGCUGGGAUGAAGACGGUCAUCAUUCCGACGAAUCUUUACAUUAUGAAGGGCGAGCGGUGGACAUCACCACCUCCGACAGGGACCGGAAUAAGUACGGCAUGUUGGCCAGGCUGGCGGUGGAAGCCGGCUUCGAUUGGGUCUACUAUGAAUCCAAAGCUCACAUCCACUGCUCUGUGAAGUCAGAGCAUUCUGCUGCAGCAAAGACUGGAGGCUGCUUCCCAGGAACAGCGAUGGUCACGUUAGAGUCGGGUGAGAAGAUUCAAGUCUCGGCACUACGCCCUGGCAUGCGGGUCCUGGCCAUGGACAGUUACGGGCGUCCUACCUACAGUGACUUUGUGACCUUUUUAGACCGAGAUCCUAGAGCGGAGAAUUUGUUCCGGGUGAUCAAAACUACGGAGCCUCCUCGAACACUUUCCUUAACCUCGACUCAUCUCGUCUUUGUGGCGGACAAUUUUUCCACACCGACCGCUGACUACAAAGCGGUGUUUGCCAGUCAUGUAAAACCUGGCCAGUUUAUUUUAGUAUCUGGAGCCUCUGGUCGCCUUGUGCCAGCUAGAGUAACCUCAUUGAGUAUGCGGAGAGAAAAUGGCAUUUAUGCCCCACUCACUCAACAUGGGACAAUAUUGGUGGAUGACGUGAUGGUUUCCUGUUUUGCCCUGGUACAAAAACAGAAACUGGCACAGUUAGCUUUUUGGCCUUUACGGGUACUGUACAACAUAGGGGUGAUAGCAGGCAGUGAGGCAUCCCAGCAAGUUGGCAUUCACUGGUAUAGCCAAUUUCUUUACCAGUUGGGUCAAAUGAUCCUGAAUGAGAAUGAGUUUUAUCCAAUGAAUCUUCUACAGCUGGAAAGCUGAGGAACACAGAAGACCAAUAUUUGAAGGAAUAAAUAAUGGUGGAUUCAUGAUCUGGCUUUGUGUAGAAUGUUGACCAACAAAGGGAAUAUACAUUUUUUUUUAUAAAGCAAGGCUACUCCAUUGAUCGCCACAUUGAUUCCACAAAUUCUCUACUUCAUAAGCAUUCUUGGGCCAGUACGUCGGUGUGUAUUUUUCUUACCGGCUUGGCCUAGUUGACCAACCUUAUGGAGGACCUCAAAGGUGGCCAGGCAACUCUGCACUUAAACCAGCUUGUGGUGUGCAUCUUGAGUUGUAGAAAGAACGCAAUCGACCCAACGGUACCAUAACAGCUUCUGCACAAAACACCGUCCAACCGAACCAGAACUUUAAGAGAACAGGCCUUCGGGUUAAGCCAUAGACAUUAGGACAUCUGUUUGGCCUUCCGUUAUUCAAUGCUCAAACAGCUUUUUAGUAGAACGCAGUAGCCAGAUCAUAGAGCAGUUAAUAGCUACCAGACAUAUGUGGUCUACUUGUAGAACCUUGAAUGAACUGAAAGGUCUGGUUAGCUUGUGUUUAAAUUUCCAAGGUACUAACCAAAGGAGGAACUGUAAUCCAAAUGUUUACCCACAGCAGGAUCUUCCAGCGGAAAGAUGAAACCAAGACCUUACACCUAAACUAAGACUUUUGAUAUCUACAUAAAGUCCAAUUCUAUAAGACAAGUGUGUUUAUGAACUAAUGAGAAGAGGUGAAGGCCAAAGAAAGUCAUUUUUAUACCCCAAAUAAAUGGCAUAUCUGGUAUAUACAGUAUAUAUUUACAAUGGGUAUUGAAAAGAAUCACCCCCCUUAAAAUAAUCAAUUUUGCUUUGCAUCCUGAAAUGAAGACAGAUACAGUUUUUGUUUUGUCCAGCGGUAUUUAUUCAGUGCAACUUAUAACAUCCAAGUGAAAGAUAUGGAGAAGAAGGGAUCACCGCUCCAGGUGGAUCAACUAUGUAAUAAUAGACUAACUCAGGAUACCGUGGGUGCUGGCAGUGCACUAAACAUGCAUAGGAUAUGAAGAGAAGAAUGGAUAGCCGCACUCCGAUGACCAUUAAGGUUGUCAAGGCUAGCCAUGAAUAAGCACUAGUCCAGUGCGAAACGCGUCGGCUGUUCCCCUGUUCCAUUGCUGUAACCCUGUGAUGUGAUGUACCUGCUGUUCGUUUGAAUAAAAGACAACCUUAAUGGUCAUCGGAGUGCGGCUAUCCAUUCUUCUCUUCAUAUCCUAUG